AUGUGGCAAGAAAGUAACAGUCAAUACGGCGCUUCUUCGUCGCACAACCCGUAUUACCCGCAAGGUCCCCAGGCUUCCCAGGACGUUCCGCUCCAGUUCUACGCACCUCAGUCUGACCAAGGAAAUUUCUAUCCUGGAUCAAGAUCUAGUCUGGAGGGAAAUGUUGGUGCACAGGGGUCAAUAUCUCAGCAGGGACCUACGUCCAACUAUGGAGGAAACAUACAAACAGUUGGUGGUUGGUGGACGGCUUUUGGGACAGGUGGGUUUGAAGGUGAACCACCGUUACUUGAAGAGUUAGGUAUCAAUUUCUCGCAUAUUCGAGCAAAGUCAAUGACAGUACUCAAUCCCCUACAACGUGUGGACGAACAAAUUAUGGACGAUGCUGAUUUGGCUGGACCACUGCUGUUCUUCUUUUGCUUUGGUACUCUCCUUCUUCUCUCUGGGAAGCCUCAGUUUGGCUACAUAUAUGGCUUCGGCUUACUGGGUUCCGCGUCCAUUUAUACUCUCUUGAAUCUGAUGUCUGAGAAAGGCAUCGACGCAUACCGUGUAGUUUCUGUUCUUGGCUACUGUCUACUCCCGAUGGUGGGUGUAGGUGCCAUAAGCGUAAUCGUUACACUCGAGUAA
This is a messenger RNA of Serpula lacrymans var. lacrymans S7.9, 624 nucleotides long. RefSeq lists its product as uncharacterized. Bases 1 to 624 code for a protein of 207 amino acids. The transcript is spliced from 3 exons. Gene Ontology annotation, biological process: vesicle fusion with Golgi apparatus; endoplasmic reticulum to Golgi vesicle-mediated transport. Lineage: Eukaryota; Fungi; Basidiomycota; Agaricomycetes; Boletales; Serpulaceae. Gene Ontology annotation, cellular component: trans-Golgi network. The record is from RefSeq and is a predicted model, not a curated record.